AUGUCUUCUCCUGCCAGCGCCCAGUUCAGCAGCUCCAGUGGCUCGGGUUCCGUUUACACGGGCGGCCAGGCCACAUCCACUAACAGCACCAUGCUCAGCCAGUGGGCCGCCACACCAGACCGAGCUGAGCGCUUCUGGGCCACAGGAGAGAGGACGAGGAGGAGUGCGAUGGAGAAGGCUGACACGAUUGUGGCUUUCGACAGAGCCUUUACCGGAACAAGAUCCUAG
Molecule: messenger RNA, 228 nt
Organism: Fusarium keratoplasticum
Lineage: Eukaryota; Fungi; Ascomycota; Sordariomycetes; Hypocreales; Nectriaceae
Exons: 2
Coding region: 1-228 (75 amino acids)
Source: RefSeq, a predicted model, not a curated record